UGGCUCCUGAUCAGGCUCUUACCAUUUUGUCAGGUUAGUGGUAGCCUGUGUUGGCCUGUCUUAUCGUUCUUUGGCGUGUGCUGCUAGUCUUUAUUGGCAGCCUUGCGAAACCACCGAGUCGGCCUUUGAUCGUUGCAGUGUCUGGUUAAUCGCCGAGCCAGCUUCUCUUCCUCGCCUCGCGUUCUUUAGCUUCAGGGUACUGGUUACGCAACCCCGUUUCACUGACACGUCAAAAUGAGUCCGAAUGACGUGGCCGAGAAGCUGGCUGACUCCUCGCUGACGGACAACCCGCCAGCUGCCGACGCUGCUGCUUCCGCGAAACCCGCUAAAGCGAAGGUUGGCGACAAGGGCGCAGACAAAGCCGCCGCUGCUGCGGCUGCCGCGGCGAAAGAAGCGGCGAAGAUCGCGCCGGAAAUCCAGGCGUUCUUUAAGCGGAGGAUCGAGAUGUUCGAGGCGCUUCAGAAGGAGCAGGCCGCGGCGCGAGAGAAGAUCGCGGGUGAUCCAAUCAAGAUCACUCUGCCCGACGGUGCUGUGAAGGAGGGCAAGAAGUGGGAAACCUCCCCCAUGGACGUCGCCAAGGGCAUCUCGCAGGGGCUGGCCAACAGCGCCAUUAUUUCUAAGGUCGAUGGCGUGUUGUGGGACAUGUGCCGGCCCUUGGAGGGAGACUGCUCGCUGCAGCUGUUCACUUUUGAGGAUGAUGAGGGCCGGGACACCUUCUGGCACUCCAGCGCUCACAUCCUCGGAGAGGCUCUGGAGCAGGAGUACGGAUGCCACCUCUGCAUUGGGCCGUGCACCACUCGAGGAGAGGGUUUCUACUACGAUGCCUUCUACGGUGACCGCACGUUGAAUGAUGAGCACUUCAAGGCCAUUGAAUCCAAGGCGGGCAAGGCUGCGAAGGAGAAGCAGGCAUUCGAACGCAUCGAAGUCACGAGGCAGCAGGCGCUGGAGAUGUUUGCUGAUAACCCGUUCAAGGUGGAGAUCAUCAAGGAGUUGCCAGAUGACAAGACCAUCACGGUCUAUCGGUGUGGCCCCUUGGUCGACCUGUGCCGCGGGCCCCACAUCCCCAGCACCGCCCAUGUCAAGGCCUUUGCCUGCCUCAAGGCGUCAGCGUCGUAUUGGAGGGGCCAGUCCGACAGGGAGAGCUUGCAGCGAGUGUACGGCAUCUCUUACCCGGAUAGCAAGAAGCUCAAGGAGUACCUGCACGUGCUGGAGGAGGCCAAGAAACGGGACCACCGCGUAGUUGGCCUCGCUCAAGAUCUCUUCUUCUUCCACCCGCUCAGCCCUGGGAGCUGCUUCUUCCUGCCCCAUGGGGCGCGCAUCUACAACAAGCUGGUGUCGUUUAUCAAGGGCGAGUACAGGAAGCGCGGAUACCACGAGGUCGUGACGCCCAACAUGUUCAACAUGGAGCUGUGGAACGUGUCGGGCCAUGCGGCCAACUACAAGGAGAACAUGUUUGUCUUUGAGGUGGAGAAGCAGGAGUUCGGCUUAAAGCCCAUGAACUGCCCCGGCCACUGCCUCAUGUUCGCGCACCGCGUGCGCUCCUACCGAGAGCUCCCCCUCCGCUUUGCUGACUUUGGGGUGCUUCACCGCAACGAGCUCAGUGGGGCCCUCACUGGCCUCACGCGCGUGCGCAGGUUCCAACAGGACGAUGCCCAUAUUUUCUGUGAGGAGGGGCAGGUGGAGGCGGAAGUGAGCGACGUGCUCGACUUCCUACAGACCGUGUACGGCAUCUUCGGGUUCACCUUCGACCUGGAGCUGUCCACUCGCCCGGAAAAGCAUCUGGGAGAGGUCGAGACGUGGGAUCGCGCCGAGGCCGCUCUGACCAAGUCGCUGAACGCCUUCGGGCGGCCGUGGCAGAUCAACGCGGGCGACGGGGCGUUCUACGGCCCCAAGAUCGACAUCACGGUGUACGACGCGCUCAAGAGGAAGCACCAGUGCGCCACCAUCCAGCUGGACUUCCAACUGCCGAUUCGCUUCAAGCUGGAAUACUCUGCUGAUGACGAGGCUGCCGGGAGGAAGCGACCGGUCAUCAUCCACCGUGCCAUCCUGGGCUCAGUGGAGCGCAUGUUUGCCAUUCUCCUGGAGCACUAUGCGGGCAAGUGGCCCUUCUGGCUGAGCCCCCGCCAAGUGACUGUCUGCCCUGUCUCUGAGAAGUACUCGGAAUACGCCACCAAGGUGCGGGAUGAGAUCCAUGCCGCUGGCUUCGACGUCGAGGCCGAUCUUUCUGACAGGAAGCUUCAGAAGAAGGUGCGGGAGGCCCAGCUUGCUCAGUUCAACUACAUCCUGGUGGUGGGGGCGGAGGAGGAGGCGCAGGGCUCGGUGAACGUGCGAACGAGAGACAAUGUGGUUCAUGGCACUAAGACCAUUGCUGAAUUUAUCAAGGAGCUUCAAGAAGAGGCCGCUGCAUACCAUUAGCCAGGAAAUUCGCCAGUGAUUGUGAUCUUUUGAAGGAUGUGCGAUGUGAUCUACCUUAUCUUUGCACGUUGAUAUCAAUUUCACCUUGAUUACUGAAAAUCCCUUCAAGAAUAGUCCAUCUUUUUUGUGUGGAAUCAGGGUGAUACAUGUUCAAAAUGUUUUUGGUUAAGAACUUUGGAUUUUUUGU
Messenger RNA from Closterium sp. NIES-67, 2602 nucleotides. Lineage: Eukaryota; Viridiplantae; Streptophyta; Zygnematophyceae; Desmidiales; Closteriaceae. The record is from the annotation of a GenBank genome assembly.